Molecule: messenger RNA, 369 nt
Organism: Staurois parvus
Lineage: Eukaryota; Metazoa; Chordata; Amphibia; Anura; Ranidae
Source: the annotation of a GenBank genome assembly
AGCGCUGGAAACGGCACGGGCCCCUCCGUCCCCCAAACCCCCAAACUGAGACACCUGAAGAGGAUUGCGCCCAGCCUCCUGUCCCUCAACUCCGUGGCCUCCUCCGUCUUCGAAUCAAAUGAGGACUACAGUGGUACCGGAUUGCUGCUUGGUGAGAUCAACAUCUCCAUACGAUACGCCUCAUUACGGCGCUGCCUCAUCGUGUCUGUCAAUGGCUGCAGGAACCUGAUCCAGUGCUCCAAUCACGGCGCAGAUCCCUACGUCCGAAUUUAUCUUCUGCCGGACAGGAGGUGGGCGAGCCGCAAAAAGACCUCCGUGAAAAGGAAGACCCUCCAUCCCAUAUACAACGAGAGGUUCGAGUUUCUGGUU